AGCCUUAAAAGGAACGUGCGCGCGCACUUGUUUGUAGGCACGAGUGACGAGAGAGGGUGUCUCCGGAAAAAACAAGUGAGGUUCUAUGGCUGCUGUGAAAGCAGAGAACGUGUGUGCCUCGCCAUCGCUGAAAAUCUCCAAGGAAGUGGACCCCAGACAUGCUUCUGAGACCUUGCACUUCGUUGACGUUAUGGGAGCUGCCACGCCCCUUCCCGGUAACUGCAACGCGCGUGGCUUCUACGACGCCUUCUACCGGAGCUUCAUCAAAGUCGAUAACAUCCAACGUGGACGGAUUUCAUGCACCGUUGUGGCCAAACCACCCAUCUGUAAUGGCUAUGGAACUCUGCAUGGAGGUUCUGUUGGAUCCUUGGUUGAGAUUCUAUCUAAUGCUUGUGCUAGAACUGUAGUUGCUGAGGACAAGGAACUUUUUCUAGGGGAAAUCAGCAUUUCUUACCUCUCUGCCACUCCAGCAAAUGAAGAAUUGCUAGCUAAUGCCUCUGUGGUGAAGACUGGAAGAAAUUUGACUGUGGUUGCAGUUGAGUUUAAACUGAAGAAAACUGGGAAUUUGCUCUAUAUUACUCAUGCUACCUUCUAUAACAUGCCAGUUUCCAGUUUAUGAAUAUUUAGCUUUCUGGUGGACAUUGUUCAGCAGUUUAUGAAUAUUUUUAAAAAAUAAAUAAAGAUAGAGGCACAAAUUGUCCCUUUUUCAACUAGUAUCAAUAAUAGAUUUAUAGUUUGUAGUAAUCAUGUAUUUAUUGGAAAACAGCAGGAAUGUAAUGUUAUUUUUUUUCUUUUCUUUUUGCA
Glycine soja is the source of this 804-nucleotide messenger RNA. RefSeq lists its product as uncharacterized. The coding region runs from base 86 to 619 and encodes 177 amino acids. The transcript has 3 exons. Lineage: Eukaryota; Viridiplantae; Streptophyta; Magnoliopsida; Fabales; Fabaceae. The record is from RefSeq and is a predicted model, not a curated record. Gene Ontology annotation, molecular function: fatty acyl-CoA hydrolase activity.